AUGCAGAACAAAAGUGUCACCUGAUGACCCACCAGUCUCCACCAGGUUGCUGGAGCAUUGAGAUCAGAAAUAGACAAACUCAAUGUCUGCUGGCCCAACAGCCCCUCUCAAAGGUUACCAGUCCUGAAAAGGCUUGGCUCAGAAUGAUGCUAGUGAGGAAGGACAUGAACACUAGGAGUCCAAAGGGUUCUAACAACCCCCAUUACCCAGCCCCCAUAUCCUGAGAUGACUCUAUUAUUGCCCACUUUGCCUAGGAAGCUGUCCUUGGUGCUCAAUCUCCUCCCCCUGCUCUUUCCACUCUGGAUUAAAUCUGUCCCCCACCAUGCAUCCCCAGCUCUCCUUGUAUAGCAGCAUAUCUCCAUCCUGGUAUUUAUCAUCGCAGAUGACGACAAUCAGCUCACUUCUCACUACAUUGUCAGGUCCUCAGAGAUAAGAGCCCAACACCAUCUGUCAUCAGAAAACAGUUUACUUUAUACCUCUCAGGCUGAUUUCCACAUUCAGAGAAAGCUGGACGGAGGACAGCAGUGACCUCUGCAUGCCCCACAGCAAGGGGCUGAGCGGUGGGGAAGUGGAGCUAAUGAUCAGCCCUGAGGUGGCUCAGGAGAGAGCUGGGCUGAGAAACAUCGGAUGGGACAUGCGCUGUUAUAAGACAGGCAUCUUCUCCCUGUGUUGCUUCUCGCUUCCCCACUCAGUUGGCUGAAAACACGAUUAAAGUUCUGCCAUUGUUGAUGCAAGCAUCAUCUGUGGCAUGGAGGCGAGGGAGCAUGUGGGGUGGAAGCUAGCACAGAAUACUCUGAGAUUUCUUUUUUUUUUUUUUCAUCCUAAAGUCCAUGAGUUCCAGUCUGUGAACCAAGAGAGAAGAGGGCCUAAGUUGAUAAUCAUUUGUUAUCAGAUUUUGACCUUUUCCUGCAUCUAAGAAGGACCAGAUGAGAGACUCUAGGCUGAGUUUGCUGCUAUAGACCCAAAGGAUUGCAGAGUACCUUCAGGCUCCACUUCCAACUUAGAGGCCAGAGGAAUCCAUCCCAGCUGCUCUGUUCUCCUUGAGGAGCCAGGACAGAUUCCGAGAAGUAGCAUUUCAGGAUCAAAAGGCGACCUCAGACCAAGCACUGGGUAUUCAGGAGAAAGGACUGCUCAUUCUUUCACGCCCCCAUUCAGCGAGCAAGUUGUGCAGAGCAGCAAGUAAGUGUGCUAAGGCACUUCCGGAGGCAGGGCCAUGCUCACAUUCAUGGCCUCUGACAGCGAGGAAGAAGUGUGUGAUGAGCGGACGUCCUUGAUGUCGGCCGAGAGCCCCACGCCGCGCUCCUGCCACGACGGCCGGCAGGGCCUGGAGGAUGGAGAGAGUGCCGCCCAGUGGAGAAGCCAGGAGAGUGAGGAGGACCAUGAGGACGAGGACCCUGACCGCUACGUCUGCAGUGGGGUUCCUGGGCGGCCGCCGGGCCUGGAGGAGGAGCUGACCCUCAAAUAUGGGGCAAAGCACGUGAUCAUGUUGUUUGUGCCUGUCACGCUGUGCAUGAUCGUGGUGGUGGCCACCAUCAAGUCCGUGCGCUUCUACACGGAGAAGAAUGGACAGCUCAUCUACACGCCGUUCUCAGAGGACACGCCCUCGGUGGGCCAGCGGCUCCUCAACUCCGUGCUCAACACCCUCAUCAUGAUCAGCGUCAUCGUCACCAUGACGAUCUUCCUGGUUGUACUCUACAAGUACCGCUGCUACAAAUUCAUCCACGGUUGGCUGAUCAUGUCCUCUCUGAUGCUGCUCUUCCUAUUCACCUACAUCUACCUCGGGGAAGUGCUCAAGACCUACAAUGUGGCCAUGGACUACCCCACCCUGUUCCUGACUGUCUGGAACUUCGGGGCCGUGGGCAUGGUGUGCAUCCACUGGAAGGGCCCCCUGGUGCUGCAGCAGGCCUACCUCAUCAUGAUCAGCGCGCUCAUGGCCUUGGUGUUCAUCAAGUACCUCCCGGAGUGGUCCGCCUGGGUCAUUCUGGGUGCCAUCUCUGUGUAUGAUCUUGUGGCUGUGCUAUGCCCCAAAGGACCACUGAGGAUGCUGGUGGAAACCGCCCAGGAGAGAAAUGAGCCCAUAUUCCCUGCCCUCAUAUACUCAUCCGCCAUGGUGUGGACCGUGGGCAUGGCCAAGCUGGACCCUUCCUCUCAGGGAGCCCUGCAGCUCCCCUAUGACCCAGAAAUGGAAGAAGACUCCUAUGACAGUUUUGGGGAGCCCUCAUACCCUGACGUCUUUGAGCCCCCACUGCCUGGCUACCCGGGGGAGGAGCUGGAGGAAGAGGAGGAAAGAGGCGUGAAGCUCGGCCUCGGAGACUUCAUCUUCUACAGCGUGCUGGUGGGCAAGGCAGCCGCCACGGGCAGCGGGGACUGGAACACCACACUGGCCUGCUUUGUGGCCAUCCUCAUCGGUUUGUGUCUGACCCUCCUGCUGCUCGCCGUGUUCAAGAAGGCGCUGCCCGCCCUCCCCAUCUCCAUCACGUUCGGGCUCAUCUUCUACUUCUCCACGGACAACCUGGUGCGGCCUUUCAUGGAUACCCUGGCCUCCCACCAGCUCUACAUCUGAGGGGAAGCGGGCUCCAUGGGCUGGAAGCUGUAGGAAAUGGCAACCGGAGGCAGCUGUAUAAUUUUACACUCUAGUGCCAUAUAUUUUUAAGACUUUUCUUUCCUUUAAAAGAAAAUGAGAAUGAAAAAGGGUUGUGUUAACUUUGUGAAGAGGAAGGACCAGCUUUGUGGUGCUAGUGGUUUUGUCACCAGGCGUGGCUCACCUCCUCGUGAGCACUCGCCUCACCGGCAGGAAACCCAGAAAGUCAGGCCAGAGGAGCUGAGGAGAGUUCCGAGACGUGGGGUGCCCGGGGAAGGCGCCCUGCUCUCAACCCCCAGUCUGGCAUCCUCAGAGGAGGGCCCAGACAGAGGACGAGGCAAGGAUAUCUGGGACCAGGAGGCCAGGCCCGGGAUGGCAUGUAGCGCCUGGUCACUCUGACUGGAGAGGAAAAGCCAAUUUUCUCUGCAAGGAAUGUUCCCAACGCUUUGUCUAUGAUGUCAUCAUUAUUUUAUUACCUUUAGAGUCCUUGUCACGGCAGUCGUUGCUGGGAAGUGUCUUAAUAUCACCAUCAAUAAAUAGCUGAAUCCUGUCACAGU
Molecule: messenger RNA, 3138 nt
Organism: Odocoileus virginianus texanus
Lineage: Eukaryota; Metazoa; Chordata; Mammalia; Artiodactyla; Cervidae
Source: RefSeq, a predicted model, not a curated record